Wallemia mellicola CBS 633.66 is the source of this 507-nucleotide messenger RNA. RefSeq lists its product as hypothetical. The transcript is spliced from 3 exons. Gene Ontology annotation, biological process: IMP salvage; GMP salvage; XMP salvage. Gene Ontology annotation, cellular component: cytoplasm. The record is from RefSeq and is a predicted model, not a curated record. The annotation marks the transcript as partial. Lineage: Eukaryota; Fungi; Basidiomycota; Wallemiomycetes; Wallemiales; Wallemiaceae. Gene Ontology annotation, molecular function: hypoxanthine phosphoribosyltransferase activity.
GGUUUCUUCCCUGCCCGUGUUCUCCGUACAUUCUUGAAAACAAAGGGCUCAAAAAAUAUCCCAAUCCAAGCUAUUGGCCUUUCACUCUAUGAGGAACUUCCAGACACAACCGUUGAACAAGUUGGUACAGAAGUUAUUAGAACACAGUGGUUAGAUUUCUCUACACUCGGUGAAAAGAGUUUAGUUGGAAAACGCGUCCUUAUCGUCGAUGAAGUCGAUGACACAAGGAAAACAUUAGGGUACGCCGUCAGCGAACUCCAAAAGGACGUCCAAGAGCAAUACAAGCAUCUUCCAGCGGAUACACCACCCACCGAGUUUGCUAUUUUUGUCGUACACAACAAAUUGAAGGAGAAAGCAGCUGGAAUCCCUUCAGAUGUUAAGUACUUCCCUGGUGCAGAGAUUGAAGAUAUCUGGGUAGAUUAUCCAUGGGAGCAACAAGAUAUCAUUGAACACACUCGUCUUGCUGAAGAAGAUAAAAAAAAGCAAGCUUCUGCAUCUCAACAGUAA